UAUUGGUGCAAAAAUCCUCACUCUUUUCACAUUCUUGUCUUCUUCGUCGGUAUCGGUGACAUUACUCCAAUAACAAUAAUCAGGACUCUUUUGAACAACAGCCAACACUCCACCCCUUCUGAUUUUCAAUUACACGCACCCCCAAUUCCCCGAUUAUCAGAGAGAAUUAUCAACGAAAAUUAAAGAAAUGGUGUCGGCUAAUAAGGAGAUGGUGGUGUAUUGUUUUGAUACCCUGGUGGCGCAUUUUAACGGCGAUCAAGUGCCUCCGCCUGCUUUUGAUGAGGGUCAACACCCACUGUUUGUGACUUGGAAGAAAGCUGUGAAUGGCGGGGAACCUCGUUUACGUGGAUGCAUAGGGACUUUGGAAGCUCGCUGCAUAAUAACCGGCUUCAAGGAUUACGCUAUAAUCAGUGCUUUAAGGGAUCGGCGAUUCCCACCGAUCCAAGCUAAAGAAUUACCGUUCUUGCAAUGUACAGUUUCCCUUCUUACUAACUAUGAAAACGCUGCUAAUUAUCUCUAUUGGGAGGUUGGAAAGCAUGGAAUUAUAAUCGAGUUCACCGAUCCCGACAAUAAUACAAAGCGAAAUGCUACUUACCUACCCGAAAUUGCUUCUCAAGAAGGUUGGACAAAGAUAGAAGCCAUCGACUCGUUGAUGAGGAAAGCUGGUUACAAUGGCCCCAUAACUGAAUCAGUUAGGAAGCGUAUCCAACUAACGCGUUACCAGAGCACAUUAUUUACAAUGCACUAUGACGAUUAUGUGAGCUACGUGAAGAAAACUCGAGGUGGCGCGCCCUCUGUUGCUGGUCUCAAAGUGACCCGUUAAGGGCGGGUCAACCUAACCUGCCUAUGUACCUUAGAAUUGAGGUCACCUUAUAUCUAAGUAAUUUUAUGAAAUUUGGUUAACUUGUAUCUCAGUUCUCAAGUCCACUGAUGCUGUCAUGUUGACUUUUAAUGUAUGCUGAUACUAAAAUGUUGCAAGUGUGUUUUAUUCAUGUGUGUCAUAUGACUUCUUAUUAUGAUGGUUGGCAUUGUAAUUGACUAUUGAUCUUUAA
Messenger RNA from Helianthus annuus (common sunflower), 1052 nucleotides. RefSeq lists its product as uncharacterized. The transcript has 7 exons. Bases 188 to 823 code for a protein of 211 amino acids. Lineage: Eukaryota; Viridiplantae; Streptophyta; Magnoliopsida; Asterales; Asteraceae. The record is from RefSeq and is a predicted model, not a curated record.